UGCCCCCAAAGAUGAAUUUUCGUUUAUUUAUUUUUUAUGGAAAAUUUUGUUACUUCAGAGGAACUUCAAAGGGUCGUAUAGAAAUUAGGGAUUAUCCAAAAAAUAACAGAUAUAAUCAAAAUUGUCCAUUUUGUUGUAAAUAUUGUCCAAUAAUUACUAGGGCCUGGAUUUUAAUUUUCCAUACAGGGAAGAAUGACAGAUACCUAAAUAUGUAUUUCUGGAAGUAAAAAAUAUUUUAAAUAAUUUGGUGUAUAUUUAAAUAGCACGAUUUUCGCUAAUAUAUUUUUUUGUUACUUAAAAAGGAACAUGUAGGGUUGGCAGAUUCUGGAAAUUCAGAUCAUGUGAAGUUUAGGAACCCUUUAAAAAUCCGGCCCUAAUAUACAAUUAUUUAGAAAUUUUUCUUUAAUAAAUGCUUCCGAGAUUCUCAUUUUUAGCCGUUUACAAGAAGUUGAACUUGAAUGAACAUUUUUGAUGCAUUCACUAUAAAAUAACUGGGCUAGUUUACGGCCAAAAAUCUCGAGCUUUUUCUGAAGAAGUUUUUGUACACGCACCUCUCUAAAAUAAAAAAAAAUUAAAUUUUUUUUAUUUAUUUAAGAAUUCUAUAUAAGUAUUUACGUUCAUUUAGUUUAAUUUGAGCGAAAAAUUUAUUUCACAACAAUUCAAAACUAGUGUAAGGCUUAUUCGAAAAAACCGAUUUUUCUAUAAUUUUACUGAUACGAUAUUGUUAUACAGGAAAAAACCCCGACCGUACGUGCCCAACACUAUUCAAUACGGCUGUUUCAGGAAUUGUUUUUUGAACAGAAAAUCAGUCUAUUAUUCUGCAAAACGAUUCGAUCUUAUUUAUUAUUUUUCUCUCAAAAUCCCACCAAAAUCUUAUUAAUUUUCGGAAAUCUCGGUUUCG
Molecule: messenger RNA, 901 nt
Organism: Meloidogyne enterolobii
Lineage: Eukaryota; Metazoa; Nematoda; Chromadorea; Rhabditida; Meloidogynidae
Source: the annotation of a GenBank genome assembly